This is a messenger RNA of Boeremia exigua, 945 nucleotides long. RefSeq lists its product as uncharacterized. Gene Ontology annotation, cellular component: anaphase-promoting complex. The coding region runs from base 1 to 945 and encodes 314 amino acids. The record is from RefSeq and is a predicted model, not a curated record. Gene Ontology annotation, molecular function: cullin family protein binding; zinc ion binding; ubiquitin protein ligase activity. NCBI's taxonomy places the organism in Eukaryota, Fungi, Ascomycota, Dothideomycetes, Pleosporales, Didymellaceae. Gene Ontology annotation, biological process: anaphase-promoting complex-dependent catabolic process. The transcript is spliced from 3 exons.
AUGUUUGCGGUAUCUGCCGCAAUCCCUACGACAGCACUUGCUCGAAGUGCAAGUUUCCAGGCGACGAGUGCCCGCUGCCACUGCAUUUUCUCAUGGCUCAAGCAAGAGAGCUCGCAGGAGAAGUGCCCCAUGUGCCGUCAACGUAAACGACUCUCAAAUAUGGAUCCUUGUGCAGCAGCUGAAGAGGCACCAGUCGAAGAUGAGAUACCGUACCCGGAGCCCGGCUCCGAACAGACGCUCCUACCCCCGCCAAACUUCAGACCGUUCUUUGCUCUUGUAGAGGACUCGAAUUCGGGCGAGCACUACCAUCCAUACGUGCAUUAUGUGUUUGCAGAUGAUGACCCGGUGAUGGUGACUGCUGCAACUAUGCGUGGUAUGGGCCUGGAUGAUACAAGAUACUUGCCACACGGCACGCCAGACGGGCACGAAGAUCAAGACCAGGUGGGUGAGGAAGAGGAAGGGCAUGACUCUCCGGUUGAGUCUCCCCUGCCGCCUCCAGUACCAGGUGUGAAAGAGCACUACCUCAUAGUCGAUGUAGGGGCAGAUGGCCGUACGGUAGUCGAUGCACAAUCCCUGUCCUCGUCCUGGCAGAUUGUGAAUGCCUCCACACGGAUAGCACCCUCAUUCGACGAGAGCUCGCCAGACCAGGGUCUCAUGCUGCGGAUUGAGGGCGUGGAUAUACCCGGAAAGAGGAAGGGUAAGGGCAAGGGACAGCCUGGAGACAACACACUCAGUCAAGCGAGAGAGCGAUACCAGGGCGAUACGUUCGCAGCAAUGGAUGGACUGAUCGAGGGCAUCGAAGGCAGCCUCGCGGUUGCUGACAAGAUCACGAGCUUCGGGUCUAGGGACAAGGAAGAGAGUGCUCAGCCGACGUCGAAGCUGGGCACAGAAGAAAAGAGCGUAACGGAGACAGACCCACCGCUGGAUUUUGAUCGCACCGGGUAA